AUGCAGAACGGGUUGCAGAAAAGCUUUGAGGAUGGCAGUUUCAAACUCUUCGUCACUGGCCUAAAAGACGGCACCUCUGUCACUGUUGCCGUCUACAAGACCAAGUUCCUGAGGGACUUUGCUGUCAAGCGUGGUGAGACCGUGCCAGUACAGUUGCCAAGUAACGUCGAAAUGGUUGGAAGCAACAAAUUCCACUCUGCCGUCAUCGUCAGGGCCUCCCAUGAUGUCACGGUCCUCUCACUUAGCUCCAAACCCAACUCAGUUGCCACCACAGUUGUCUACCCCAGGUAUUUACUUGGGAAUACUCACUACCUGGUGACACCUUCUGGAGAGCCUUCCAAAGGCUUCCAGGAGUUCUCCGUGGUAUCCAGCCAGGACCCUACUCAAGUCUUCAUCUAUGUCACCGGCCAAGUGACUUUCCAUGGGGUGACUUAUGGGCCAGGAAGCAAGCUCGUUGUCUCCCUUGAAGCUUACCAAGCUGUCCAGAUCCAAAGCCACCAGGACCUUUCUGGCACCAAAGUCGUCUCUCACAAGCCGGUUGUAGUCUUGUCUGGCCACAGCUGCAUUUGGGCACAUGACAAUUGCCAGCAUGUUUUUGAGCAGCUGCUGCCCAUCCGGAAAUGGGGCAAAGAAUUCUUGGUAGCCCCACUGCCCUUCCAGACCAAUUACGAUGUGGCCUAUGUGGCUGCUUGCCAGACAACACACCUCCAAAUCCGUUCUGGCACCCAUUAUGCCAAGCACCAUUUGCAAGAUGGGCAGGUGAUUGCAGUUGAAGUGAGAGCCCAAAAGCCCCUGUACAUCUCUUCCAAUGUGGGGGUCCAAGUGCUGUUCUACGCCACAGGAGGGGUCAAAGAGGGUGUUCCCUAUGACCCCUUCCUCUCUGGUGUCCCUGCAAUGUCCGACUACUCCAAAUCCUACGGCAUCCUGGGUCAGGAAGGCUUCCACAACCUGGGACUCAUUGUCGCAGAGAGCAGAACGUGCCAGAGCAUUACCUUAGACAAGCAACCACUGCAUUAUGCACACUGGCGGGUCAUACCAGGCACUUCCUACUCCUGGACUGAGUUCAUCUUCAGUGGGCACCAGGCAAUGCACUUUGUAGAACACCCCAAGUCUACCUUCAGCCUUCUGAGCAUUGGGGUCGCCCCACACAAUAGCUAUGGCUCUGUGGCCUUUGCCAUCCAUUGUAAGUCCUGCCUUCCUUCCUCCUUUCCAUCCUUCCUGUUACAUGCUGCACAUCCAGAGUACCCCUGAUGUAUCCAAGAUCUCAAAGUCAUCUCCAGCUGCCACAUCUAUUUCUUCUUCUUAACCUAUAUCACCAUAUCCCAGAGGUAAGGAAGCUGCGGCCUUCCAUAUGUUGUUGGACUCCAACUCUCAACUACAUGGCCAAUGAACAGGGAUGGCAAGAGUUGUAGUUCAGCAACUAUUGGAAGACCACCAGUGUCCAGUCUCUGGUGCAGGAGCUAUUGUGUCUUUUUCAGUCUGAGCACAAUUAAGGCAGAGUUUGCUUCUGCACUAGAGCCAUUUAGCACUGCUAAGGCAUUGCUUGUACCCAAUCAGCUGGAAGAGUGAUUAAAAUGGUCAUUCCAUGCAGUAUUUAAUGCUAUUACUAAAUUUAGCAAAGCCCACCAGCAAUGCUAUUUUUCUA
This is a messenger RNA of Podarcis muralis (Common wall lizard), 1645 nucleotides long. Lineage: Eukaryota; Metazoa; Chordata; Lepidosauria; Squamata; Lacertidae. The record is from RefSeq and is a predicted model, not a curated record.